CCCUAAUACAGCAAGUCCGUGACCAUUUCCGUGGCUCUAAUCAAAAUUACUUAUUACAAUCGCCUACGGCGCCGCUUUAAGCUUUCUUCAUGGCGCCGGCGAAACCAAAGCCUACGGUCGUCGGAGAAAUGACGAUCAUAUGGGAUUUUGAUCGAACGAUUAUGGACGACGAUAGUGAUCGCUGGCUGGUGGUAGAAAUGGGCUUGACCCAAUUGUUUAAUCAGCUUCGCCAAACAUUGCCAUGGAAUUCUCUCAUGGAUCGUAUGAUGGAGGAGCUACAUUCUCAGGGAAAAACAAUCGAAGACAUCAUAAACUGUUUAAAUCGUGUCCCUUUAGAUCCACAUAUCAUUUCAGCCAUUAAAUCAGCUCAUGCUCUUGGAUGUGAUUUGAAGGUACUCAGUGAUGCUAACAAACUUCGAAUCUUUCCAUAUCAUGAUUCAACUUUGCCUCCCCAUGGCUGCAAUCUUUGUCCUCCAAAUUUGUGCAAGGGAUUAGUUUUGAAUCGAAUACAAGAUUCAAUGUUGGAAUCAAAGGGGGUGAUAAUCUACAUUGGAGAUGGUGGAGGUGAUUUUUGUCCAACUUUGAAGCUUGGAGAAAAAGACCAUGUGAUGCCAAGAAAAAACUUCCCAUUACAUCAUUUGAUUUCCAAAUCAUCUGUACCUAUUAAGCCAAAAGUUCAUGAAUGGAGUGAUGGAGAAGAACUCAACAAGAUUCUGCUUCACCUUAUUAAUCCAGUAGACUGAAUGCACCAAAAAACUAAAAUAUUCUUUAAGUGAUGAAACUUGGUAUUUGUUGUGCAAGAUUUGCACAAACUACAGUAGCAUUUGUAGCUAAAAGUUUUUAGGAGAUUUUGUGCAUUGCUCAUAAAUAAUCUAACUUGUUGCUUGGAGGUGUGUAUUUUAAUUCAUGUAUUGAUAAAAGUUGGUAACUUUGAGCUAUAAUUUGUUGUUAACGAGUCAAACGGAUUUUAUUAAAAGAAGUUGACUUGUAAAAAGACAGC
Lactuca virosa is the source of this 1000-nucleotide messenger RNA. The record is from the annotation of a GenBank genome assembly. NCBI's taxonomy places the organism in Eukaryota, Viridiplantae, Streptophyta, Magnoliopsida, Asterales, Asteraceae.